AAGUCUUUUACAGUUAAAUUCUGUUCAUUGUUCCUUGACCAAAAUAUUUUUACAAGACCAGUGUUUAUACCAAUACCUGUAGCCUGCCUAAAACUGUCUGAAUUACUUCCAGACAUCCCUUUUGUGUUCAACACGGGGAAGAACUUUGCCCUCAGGGAAAAAUUCAGCUCUCAAACUAGAAUAAGAAACCUUUAUUCUUUUGCUACACUUGUGUUUAUCACCCCUGCUCUCUGUGGGAAUUUCUCCAAAGAAUGUGUGAUUAUGACUACGGAGCAAAGUCACUUUUAAUCUCAUUACUUCUUUUUAGCCAGAUUCAGUAAACCGGCCAAGCUUGGUCCAGCUCCCGAUGGACAGGCAUGUUGGAAGAUCCCAUGGCCGGAAGUUAUGGUGUGAUGGCUGACGACGGUUCUAUUGAUUACACAGUCCAUGAAGCCUGGAACGAAGCCACCAAUGUUUACUUGAUAGUUAUCCUUGUUAGCUUUGGUCUCUUCAUGUAUGCCAAGAGGAAUAAAAGGAAAAUUAUGAGAAUAUUUAGUGUGCCUCCCACAGAAGGGAUGUUGUCAGAGCCAAGCUUUUAUGACACAGUGAGCAGAAUUCGCUUAAGACAACAAGUGGAGGCGCAUCCCGUUUCAAGGAAGUAUGAGUAUCAACAGCCACAAAGCCAGGCCGACAGUGUGCAGCUCUCAUUGGAAUAAAACUUCAGACUGAGCAACAGAAGUGAAUGUGANGAAGUACGAGAAACACGUUCCUCGNCCCUCUAUAAGCUCAGCCNAGUUGUGCCCCUCCCCCAAGCCUGCUUGUGUUGCUUCUUCUGGGACUUCCUGCAUAAGUGCAAAAAUGCUUAGAAAGAAAAUGCUUAGUGACUGGAGAUGGG
This is a messenger RNA of Mus caroli (Ryukyu mouse), 874 nucleotides long. The record is from RefSeq and is a predicted model, not a curated record. NCBI's taxonomy places the organism in Eukaryota, Metazoa, Chordata, Mammalia, Rodentia, Muridae.